This is a messenger RNA of Condylostylus longicornis, 2630 nucleotides long. It is a transcript of the gene Sec63, whose product is annotated as translocation protein SEC63 homolog. Gene Ontology annotation, cellular component: Sec62/Sec63 complex. The transcript has 8 exons. Gene Ontology annotation, biological process: post-translational protein targeting to endoplasmic reticulum membrane; SRP-dependent cotranslational protein targeting to membrane. Gene Ontology annotation, molecular function: transmembrane protein transporter activity; RNA binding. The coding region runs from base 129 to 2408 and encodes 759 amino acids. The record is from RefSeq and is a predicted model, not a curated record. NCBI's taxonomy places the organism in Eukaryota, Metazoa, Arthropoda, Insecta, Diptera, Dolichopodidae.
AAUCUUAAAAUACUAACAAAAAUGUCAAAUCGUUUUCUUCCACGAUUCAAUUUAAUUUCCUAAGGAAUUUGUAGAAUAAUUAAAUUUAUUUAUGAAAAUAAAAUUUAGCAAAAUUAAUUUCAAGUACCAUGGCAGGUCAACAAUUUCAAUACGAUGAAAAUGGUGGGACUUUUUAUUAUUUUCUUUUGUCAUUCUUAGCAUUAAUUCUAAUACCCACGACAUUUUACUUAUGGCCAAGGAAAAAAAAAGAAGAUCCAGAAAAAUUAAAAGAAGAAUGCCAAUGUGAUGGAUGCAUACAAAAAAAGCUAAUUAUAGCUUCUUCAGAACCAUAUAAGACAUUGAAAACAUUCCUUAUUAGAUUAUGUAUUUUAGCAGGUUGGGCAUUUCUAAUAUUUUUAGCAUAUCGGGUAUCCCAAUUUGAUUACGAAACGGUCAACUUUGAUCCGUAUGAGAUUUUGGGCAUUCCAGCAGAUUCUUCGCAAGCUGAAAUAAAAAAGUCUUAUCGUAAGUUAUCGUUAGUUUGGCACCCUGAUAAAGAAACCGGGGAUGAAAAAACUUUUAUGAAAAUAAUUAGAGCUUAUAAGGCUCUAACAGAUGAGGAAGCUAAAAAAAAUUGGGAACAAUAUGGAAAUAUAGAUGGACCAGGAGCUAUGUCAUUUGGCAUUGCGUUGCCUUCUUGGAUAGUUGAAAAAGAAAACUCAAUUUGGGUUUUGGGAUUGUAUGCACUUGUAUUUAUGAUUGCAUUACCGAUAGCAGUUGGAUCUUGGUGGUAUCAAUCUAUACGUUAUUCUGGUGAUAAAGUUUUGUUAGAUACAGCACAAAUGUAUUUCUAUUUCUUCCAUAAAACUCCACAUAUGCUACUAAAACGUGUCAUAAUGAUUUUGGCAGCAAGUUUAGAAUUUGAUAAGCGCCACAAUUCACAAGUUGUUGAAAGGCAAUCAGAUAAUGAUGAAGUUCCUGUUUUAAUAAGGCAGUUGCCAAAUCUUAAUGAAAAGUGCAAGGAGCCCCCUCUUUGUAGAAUGUACUCUAUUAAAGCCAGGGCUAUUAUACAUGCUCAUCUUAGUCGUUUAAUUUUAAACCCAGAUACAUUAGAAAAAGAUAGACAAUUUAUUGUACGAAAAUGCCCGUAUUUAAUUCAGGAAAUGGUUUCUUGUGUACAUCAACUUGUUAUGCUAGCAUAUGCUAGAAGAGUGCAAAGGGUUCCAAAUAUUGAAACAAUCGAAAGUUGUAUGAAACUUUCUCCUAUGAUAAUACAAGGGUUAUGGGAUAAUAAAAGCCCGUUGCUUCAAUUGCCUCACAUAACAGAGGAGCAUGUGCAUAAUAUAUUAAAGAAAAAGCAUAUAAAAAAUCUGCAGCAGUUUGCACAAUUAAAAGCAGAAGAAAGUAGACAUUUAUUAAAAGAUUUAACCCCAGAAAAGUAUAAUGAUGUAAUGAAGGUUUUGGGGAAAAUGCCCUUAAUAGACUUUUCAAUACGUUGUGAAGUUAUCGAUGACGAAAAUACGAAUAUAGUUACAGCUGGAGCAAUUGUGACAAUCACUGUAACUUUAGUACGUAGAAAUAUGAAGGAACUGUUUGGAGAUAGUAGUAUUGCUGAAAAAGAAAGUAUUAAAGAUGAUGAGACUGCUCAGGACAACGAGGAAAAUGAAGAUUCGCAACAGCAACAAACAGUUAAAAAGCCCAGUCAAUGGUCAAAAAUUGGAAAGCGGGGACAUAAGGGCAAAGGAAAAAAAUUCAGUGGUCAAACGAAGAGCAAACAAAUAAAAAAUAUACAGGGAUCUACGAACACGGUAAAUAUUUCCAGUGAUACCAAAUAUAAAGGUGGAGGAGGUAGUGGUGAUACUCCAUCAGAACAAUCAAAGCAUGAUUCAGAUAGUGAUUCAGCUGAUGAAAGUAAUGUAGAGCGGGAGUCGGGUUCAGCUAGUGAUGAUGAUGAAAAAAAGAAUUCUUCUAUCGAUAAUGAAGAUGACGAUGAUGAAUGGGAGAGAUUACAAUCAAAAUUAAAUAAAAGAGAGAAAUUGGAAGGAAAAUCCAGAGUAUCUCACGCGGUGCACUGUCCAUAUUUCCCUGAAGAUAAACAGGAAUACUGGUGGACAUAUAUUUGUGACCGAAAAUCAAGAACUCUGCUUACAGCCCCAUAUCAUGUGACAAAUCUAGUAGAUCGUGAAGAAGUUCAAUUAAAAUUGACAGCACCGAGAUGGCCAGGAUUAUUUACGUUUACAGUUUGCUUAAGAUCAGAUUCUUAUUUAGGAAUGGAUCAACAACAAGAAUUAAAAUUAGAUGUUCAAAAAGCACCAGCUCCACCAACAGAUCAUCCACAAUGGGACAUUAGUGAUACUGAAUCUGAACAUCAUGAUGAACAAGACAAUGAAAGUGAAUAUACCACUGAUACUUCAGACGAAGAGGCAUAAAAUUGUGGCAAACAAGUCGGAAAUAAACAUAAUGUAUAGUUAAACAAAGAGUAACAAUAUGGCAAACCUUUUAUAAAUAAACUUGAAACAUUAUUGAAAUCUUUGAAAAAGUUACGAUCCCACGAAAAUUUUAGAUAACAAAAAAACAAAAUAUUUUUUAAAAGCUAUUAAUUUAAUUAUUAACUUUAAAUAAGCCUAGAAAUAAAAAUUUAUAUUACUGAA